GCUUUCCACAAGUGGUCAGUAUUAACGAUUUGUUGGCCACGUCGAUGAAGAUGAAUCUGUCAUUAUAUAGUGUAAACGCGUUCCUCAUCUUAGACGCUGAAGGACAUCGUGUCCUUGCCAAGUACUACCGACCCAAAGGUCAUCCUCAGGGCGAGUCCAAGGAACUUUUGACAUUGAAGGACCAACGAGCAUUUGAAAAGGGCCUGUGGCAGAAAACAAAAAAGCCUGGAGCCGAUAUCAUACUCUACGACGGUCGUCUUGCAGUCUUCCGACAUACAUUAGACCUCAUCUUCUACAUCAUCGGCGGUGCAACAGAGAACGAAAUCAUGCUUUACUCUGCUCUCACUGCGUUCUCUGACGCUGUACAUUUGCUGUUGCGGAAUCAAGUUGAGAAGCGGGCUGUGCUGGAGAACCUCGACAUGGUUCUUUUGUGCCUAGAUGAAACAAUCGAUGAUGGAAUUAUUGUGGAAACGGAUUCGACGACAAUCGCAUCCAGAGUUAGUCGACCAAAGGCCGACACAACUGAGAUUGUAAUCAAUGAGCAGACGAUUAUGAAUGCGUAUCAAACUGUCAGGGAAAAGGUCCAGCAGAGGAUACAACAGCUGUAGAUCCAUCUUUUGUACUUUCCUUCUCCAUCAUAGAACAUUCGCAUUUUGCGGUGACCCUUAGGCUUGCCUGAC
Messenger RNA from Suillus bovinus, 680 nucleotides. Its product is annotated as Longin-like domain-containing protein. The coding region runs from base 45 to 608 and encodes 187 amino acids. NCBI's taxonomy places the organism in Eukaryota, Fungi, Basidiomycota, Agaricomycetes, Boletales, Suillaceae. Gene Ontology annotation, cellular component: COPI vesicle coat. The transcript has 4 exons. Gene Ontology annotation, biological process: retrograde vesicle-mediated transport, Golgi to endoplasmic reticulum; intracellular protein transport; intra-Golgi vesicle-mediated transport. The record is from RefSeq and is a predicted model, not a curated record.